Molecule: messenger RNA, 1497 nt
Organism: Hydra vulgaris (swiftwater hydra)
Lineage: Eukaryota; Metazoa; Cnidaria; Hydrozoa; Anthoathecata; Hydridae
Source: RefSeq, a predicted model, not a curated record
GGUUAUUUUUAGGUGACUACAUCUACUGCAUUCUCAUGUCAAAAGUGCAAAAAGUGUUACAAGACAAAGGGUGGGUUAACAAGACAUAUCCGAACAAAAUAUUCUGAUGGAAAACCUGAUACUAUCGAAGCAGAAAAUUUCUUAUCAGUUGAGACAAUAAAAACAUUAGUUAAUGAAGCUAUAAAUACUUUGCUAAGUGAAAAAUACUACCCAGACAUAAUAUUAAAUAAAAUAUCUCAAUAUAUCAAUGUAAUAAACGAUCUAUUAUACCAACAGUGCAACAAAAUUUACGAAAAGUUAGUGAAGACAGGAAAUGGUGAAAAUUUUUACAUGGAAACAUAUUCUUCACUUGUAUUAGAGUCUGAUAAAUAUUUUAAUGAUCUUGAAAAACCUUGCAGUACGCUUAUAUCAACAGCAUUAACUGAUAAAAUUUUGUAUUAUUACAAAACAUCUUUUUCAGAGAAUAAAUCAAUUGAACUGAAACCUAUAUCUGCAAAGGAAUUAGAUGGUCUACAAUACUUGGCUGGCUACGUUUUGUCAAAAUUUUUAAAGAAAGCUAAAAACAGUAAACACUAUCAAUCUGAAGAAACCCAAGCAAUUAUUUCUAUUUUAAACCACUGUGUUCUUGAAAAAAAUUUGUCACAUGGACAAAGACUUAUUGAUGUUCAAAACAGAGGUGGACUGAUCUCACUGACAGAAGAGUGUCAGCAAAUAUUUAUUCUAACAGAAAUAAAAUUUCGGUCUGAAACUCUAAAUUCAAUGUUAAGGAAAGUUGACAUUGCAAAUAUGGCAUCUGAGCUAAUCACAAAAACAACUGUGCAAAGUUUUUAUAAUGCUAUUGUUGAGAACUCCUGCCAAUUUAAAAUUGAUAAAGAAGUUAAAACAAAUCUUUUAGAGAGUAUGGUAAAAUUAUACUUAAGAGUAAGAUCAUUUUCGAUGGCUAAAGAUGUUGUUCAAAGACAAAAAGCUAUGUCAAAAAAAACUAAAUCAAAAGGUGGGCUUCGAUCAAACAUUAAAAAAGGGUCUGAUAAGUCUACAAUAAAGAAAUAGUGAGCAGGGGUGGAUAUAGGAUACAGUGCUGUUAAUACUUCACAACAACAUUCUCACAAGUUAGGUUUAUUAUUUAUUAUUCAUUUAGUCAGGUGUUUUAAUUUUUAACAUAAAUUAAAAAACAUAUUUAUGUGCAAUCUGUGUUUUCAAUAAUAGUUUAUUCCAUUGUUUAGGGAGAGUUUUGGUUGUUAUAACUGAUUUUGGAGAGUUCUAGAAGUUGAGUAAUCUUAUACUCUAAGCAUUUUCUAAAAGCCAAGACGGAAUGUCGUUAAUUUUCAUACCAUUUACUAAAAGCUAUAUAAAUAUUGUUACAAUUUUAUAAUUCAAAUUAGUAAUUUCGAAAUUUUUUUACUGUACUGAUUUAUAUGUAAUAUUAUAUAUUAAUAAAUCAAUGAAGUUAUGAUUUUUUCGUAAUGUUAUUUCUACGCAUUUGUCCGAUAAAAACAA